AUGAGCAAUUCUCGUGUUUAUGUUGGGCAUAUUCCUUAUGAGGCUAGAGAGAGGGAUGUAGAACGCUUCUUUAAAGGUUAUGGACGAAUUAGAGAUAUACUUAUUAAGCGGGGUUAUGCUUUUGUUGAAUUGGAUGAUCCAAGGGAUGCGGAUGAUGCUGUGUACGAAUUAAAUGGUCGUUCUAUUUUGGGAAUGAGAGUUGUCGUUGAAAUUGCAAAAAGUAAGCCGUGGCGAAGUGGUGAUACUUGGAGCUCUCGUCGACGUGGAUAUUCUCGAUCGCGUUCUCGAUCUCGACGUCGUUCCUACUCUCGAAGUCGCCGUCGAUACUCUCGGAGCCGUUCGCGCAGUUACGAACGUUCUCGACGUAGGCGCAGCCGGACUCCGGAAAGUGACCGUGAACGUUCUCGAAGCCGUGAUCGAUCUCGCAGUUAUGAAAGGGAUGUAACUCCAAACAAACACCGCACCAAAUCUGAAACUACUAAACAUGAUCGAAGCAGACACUCACGCAGUCGCACAGCAGAAAAUGACCGCUCUCGCAGCCGUGAUCGUUCUCGAAGCCGUGAACGUUCUAAGAGCCGUGAGGAGCGUUCUAGAAGCCGUGGUCGUUCUCGCAGUGAAGAGAGGGAUUUGACUCCAGCCAAUAAAAUAACCAAGGACGAAGAAGAAGAGAGUCGAGAAUCAGUAGAAUCGAAUGUUGAUAUGAAGUCCAAAGAAGAAGUUCAAGAUGAAGAUACUACAAGUAAAAGAUCAGUAGAUGAAAAUACACCAGCAACGGAUAAUUCUGAAUCUAAUAAUCAUGUGAACAAUUGGCAUCCAGUCAAAGAAGAGAGCGAUGAUAACAACGCUGAAGAUAAUGGAACUGAUGUUAAGAAUCGAAAGCGUUUACCAAAUAAUGGCGAGGUCGAAAAUGAUGAUGCUGUGCAGAUUAAACGCGUGAAAGAUGAAGAACAAGAAGAAUAUGGCCCUGCUCCUCCAGCUACUCUUAUGGAAUGA
Molecule: messenger RNA, 993 nt
Organism: Meloidogyne enterolobii
Lineage: Eukaryota; Metazoa; Nematoda; Chromadorea; Rhabditida; Meloidogynidae
Source: the annotation of a GenBank genome assembly